Aspergillus steynii IBT 23096 is the source of this 1302-nucleotide messenger RNA. RefSeq lists its product as uncharacterized. The transcript has 5 exons. The record is from RefSeq and is a predicted model, not a curated record. Bases 1 to 1302 code for a protein of 433 amino acids. Gene Ontology annotation, biological process: protein folding. NCBI's taxonomy places the organism in Eukaryota, Fungi, Ascomycota, Eurotiomycetes, Eurotiales, Aspergillaceae.
AUGGCGUUAGAAAAAAGCAAACCACCCGCCCGCAACAAUCUAAAUGCGGAAGAGGUAUAUUCAGGAGCAGGCUUCCAUCCCUUCUUGAUUGAAAUGCAGGACAAAACCAUCCAGCAUCUCUGGAACGCCCGCAGAGCACUAAUGGGUGACACGCCUGAUACUCUUGGGGAUCCUGACCUGGAAGACGCGGAUAUCGACGCCAGGGUCGAAAAGGCCCAACACCGACAAAGAGAACAGCGCAAAACACAAAUGCACAAAGCAACUCUCCUCAUCAAAAAUCUGGACCAACUUGAAGAUAUCAGUCAGAAACUUCGUCAGCAAAACUCCUCUUUGAAAGUGGUAGCCAGUGUGUGGAAGAGGCAGCUCCUCAAUGCCGGCCUCCAACCCAAAAGCAUAGUACACCGCCCUCUAGAACCUGUGGACCCUUCCGCAAAUGCAACAGACAAUCCAGUUUCUGCCUCCCAUGAUACUCCUUCGUCGACUGCACCAGAACCAGAAGUGGUGGGACAGGGGUAUACCCUGUCAACGAACAGUAUUCCUGUUGAUAUUCAGGAUUCGUCCGCUGCCGAAGAUGAUGACGCGGAUACUGUCUUGUCAACAACAAACUUGGAGUCAAGUACUAGAGGUCUUUUUCCAAGCACUCAGACGCAAAUCAUCUGUUUCCCAGUUCCAGUCGCAAACUGGACCGGGUCUAGUCCAGCAUUCGAGUACGCAUUUAGCGAUAAUAUCCUGAUAACGCCCAAUGCUCUGUACAAUCCCGGUAUUCGAAACCACCCUGCGGCGCCUAGAUCCAAAACUGUGAACGCGCGCUCAGGAAACAGGAAGAUCGCAAUCUCAAUAUCGGCGGAUCACCCCGCCACCGUGCAGCGCCUGGACCACGACAAAAUCAUCUAUCCAGAGACGCAGCGCUAUUCGAUCGGAUACACCCAGAGUAAUGGCAACGGCCAAUUAGAACUCCCCCUGCCAUUGACGCUUGAGGAAAUGUUUACCGGUGUUACGAAAGAAGCGACCUUCUUCAGAAUCCAGGGCCGUGAGAAAAAUGGUGCUCUGAAGAGACGCCGAGUAACCAUGAAACUCACUAUUGAUCCAGGCGUUCGCGGCGGGAGAACUAUGCGGUAUGAGAAUGGGGGAAACAUCACCACCACGGGGCCUCAGGACGUUUGUUUUACGGUCUACGAGAUCGAGCACCCCAUCUAUCAGCGAGAUCACUCAACCCUCAAGAUGUUCUAUAGAGGGCGUCAUAUCCGGGAAUGUAACUUGAUUACCUUCACCAGCGUUGAUGGCGUGGACGAUGCCUGUUAG